AGGCCCAAAUGUGACCUAAAAGUCACCGAAGCUCCUGCUGUGCUACAGCAAGGUCUUGGGCUGCACCAGCACAAGCUGGGUACCUAUUAUUGUUUUGGCACUCUUUCAAAGCAAUGAUGCAUAAAAAAUAGAAACACAAAGAAAACCGAAGCCAGUUGCCACGAUUCAAUUGUUCUCGACAAAAGAAACAAAAGAAGACAACGAGCCGCCUACGACAAUGAACCGGCAGACUACACCCUUUAUCAAUGGAAUGCGCGACUGCCGACCCUGAUAUUCCGCCGCUUUAAAGACCUGAGGGAGAUCCCUCGACGCGCCCUACUCCUCGUCCCGUUCUCGACCGGCAUCUCUUGUAUUCGGUUUAUAUCCUCUCAAAAACGAAACAUACAUCUAUACCCUCCUCUAGACUAGACUGCCACACCGGUUUUUUUUUUUCAUUUGUUUUCUUCUCUUCGAAAUGGAAUCACCAACGAUUGCGCCGCCAGACGCACUGGCGGAUGCACCCUCAAAGGGAAACGCUCCCACAAAAGCUCAGAUAAAGCAGUCGAUGUUCAUCAAGUGUUUGAAUGGCUUCCAGCUCGAAAACAAGAUCGAGAGCCUCGAGCAGCUCGACGAUGGCAUCGUCUUCUCCGAGAUCCUGCGGGACUUGGACCCAGAGAUCUCAUUACCUACACUAACGAAACCCGCGGUCAAAUGGGUUGACAAGACGGCAAAUCUUGAGGCCGUGUUUAAAGCUCUGGACAAAUAUCUAUACGGAAUGCCCGACCUCGAAUGGCUAGCUCGCUCGUACGAUCCGCGAAAGAUUGCCAGGAAUUUUGAGGAUGUCAACGGUCUCUGCGAAGUUGCUACAGUCAUUAUUUAUGCUUCCGUCAAGGGACCCCACGUUGGGAGGCUGGUGCCUGCCAUGCGGGCGAACAUGUCAGAGACGGAGUCUGCAUUACUGAUGCAGAUUCUCGAGGCAAAGGACAAGGAGAACAGAGCUAUGGCUUCCUCAAACAAGGCUGCUGCUGCGCCCAAAAAAUCACUCGACACGACUGAUUCAACUCGUGAUCUCGAGUUGCAGAUGGAAGAGGAUCGAGCAAGAAUGCUCAUGUUGCAAAAGCAGAACGCAGAUCUGAAUACGCGGCUGGAUCAUGCCCAGCUAGCCUGCGAGGAUCUGAAAGAUCGCAAUGCUGCUCUUCUCGGCGAGCUGGAUGAUGCGCGCAAGUCUCAGUCUGGUAACGCAGAUGCCCGUAUCAAGUACCUUGAGAACCACAUUCGGGAACUUGACGAGCUCAUUGCUACCCAGGAGAUGACGAUAAGCGAGGACAAGGAGGCACUUGCUCGGUGCAGGAACGAAAUAGCUCAGCUCUCCAAGACGGCAGAAAAGGCGCAAUCUCUAGAGGAUGAAGUCAAGGUACUGACGAACGAGAACGCCGAACUAUCCAAGAAGGCCAACGUUGCUGCGAGGUACAAGGAUAAGCUCGAGAGAUUAAAACACUCCGAGAAGGAUAUCGAGACCCUCAACUAUGUGAUAUCAGGGUUGGAGGACAAGGUGAAAAUACUCGAGAAGGAGCAACUUCGAGCGGAGGCGCAGGAAAAGAUCAUCGGCAACUACCGCGAAUGGCAGCAACGGCACGAGACGGACCUCAACGAUAUGCGCGAGCAGAAGAACAUGCUUGCUGACCAACUGGCUCAUCGGACCCAAGAACUUCAGCGCUUGCUUGACCAAAGAGCUCUCGAUGAGUCGCUGAUCAAUGAACUGAGAGAGCAGAUUGCGGGCACCGGCGACGUACCUUCAUCACCAAGCCCAGAACCCGGAGCGCAGCGAGAUGAGUCGCAGCACGAGGUUGCAGCUCUCAAGUUGGAGAUUCAAAAGAUCAAGGCAGAGAACAACUUGCUACGGAACAACAUGGGCAUAGCAUCUGCCACGGAUCAGCUGCGAGCAGAACUCGAGGCAUCAAGGCGAAAUGAAGCUAGGCUCACAGAUAAGCUGCAUGAAGUGCGCAAGGACUACGCCUUAGCUCAAGAUCAGCUUCAGGGGCUACUCAACAACACAACCGACGAAGGGAGCCAACUCUUCCGCGACUUACAACGGACCAUGUUCCAGUCGCGCCAAGAUCGGGACAAGGCUCAGGAGCAGGCCCUAAAGCUCGAGGCCGAAGUCAAGGACAGGGACCGCGAGCUCCUGGCCCUCAAGACGGACUACAAGGUUGCUACCCAGAGUUCGGUCGAUGCGCUCGAGGAACUCAAAAAGACCGACCAGCUCAUCUCGAACUCGUUGCGUGACGAGCUCGACAGCCUGCGUACUGCAUUUGACUCGCUCAAGCUUGACACACAGGAGCAGCAAAAGCAGCUCAUCGAGGCGCUCGUAUCGCGCGAAAAGCUGCGCAAGGAACUCGAGGAUGCCGGCAAUGGCGCACAACAACCUGCUGCCGAGGGUCUGGCUGGUCUGGACCGGGACGCCAGCAACGAGCUGAUGCAGAAGCAGGCUGAGAAGCUUGAGAAACUCAAGGAGAAGUGCCAGUCACUGCUUACGCAACUACAAAAGAACGAACAAGAGCGGUAUGAGUUGCAACGACGACUUAAGGCAGCCGAAGGCGGCGAAGCAUACGCUUCCCUCAAGGCCACUACCGACCAGAUAAUCAAGAACCUCCAGCGUGAGAACGCGAUGAUCUCAACGGCGUGGUACGAUCUCACCAGCCGACUGCAAAGCAACCAUGUUGUUCUGCAGAGGAGGCAGGACAUGCCCAAGAGCUGGUUGAACAAGCAGAGGCAGAUGGUCAACGAAGAUAGGAGCUUCAAGGUGUGUAGACUGCAGACUGGCAUCGCGGCCAGAUGUCACCUUGACGGGGACACUGCGGUUCCCGUCUUUGUCUUUUUGGAGCGAAGACCACUCAACUACAACAACCAGGACGCCAGCUUUUUUUCCUACGAGGAGAGUGAUCACAAGCUCAAUUAG
This is a messenger RNA of Pyricularia grisea, 2938 nucleotides long. RefSeq lists its product as uncharacterized. The transcript has 7 exons. The coding region runs from base 455 to 2938 and encodes 827 amino acids. The record is from RefSeq and is a predicted model, not a curated record. Lineage: Eukaryota; Fungi; Ascomycota; Sordariomycetes; Magnaporthales; Pyriculariaceae.